AUGGAUCGCCCACGUCUCGAGUACCGCAAACGCCGCUCACCCUCGCCAGACGACAACGGCGACGGUGAUCUCCAGGCGUACCUCGCCAUCCCAGCCAGCAACAGGAACCGCAACAUGGCCCAUACUCAUGGACCACUCCACUUCCCCGGCAAUGGACCGCCUUUCAAUCAUGUCUGCAUGAUGGACGGACCCGAUCCCGAAAUCAGACUCUCUGCUCUCCAGUACGAGAACGUGGUUGAUGAGAACAAGCGCUACCAAAGUGAGAUCCAGCGAUUGACCGCCCUCUUGCGUGAGCACAACAUCCAAUACAGAGUCGCGCCGCCCGGCACCAUCAAUCACGUGUCCAAGAAUCUCACCAUCAAUUCUCAUGGCCAGGAGAAAAGUGCGACCGCCGAUAGCUACUCCGCUGAUGGGGAAGCUAGGCCAUAUCUCCCGAUGGAGAUCCUCUUCAGAAUUCUUGGCUUUGCGCUGAAGAGCAAGCACCCCGUUAUUGAUCCUUUCUACAAGUUCCGGAAAGAGAAUGCCACAUCAGCCGAGUACUCCGGGCGUGGUGAUCUCAAUAUCAACUGCCUCGCUGUCUGCCAUGCCUUUCGUGCCGAGGGUAUGCGUCUUUUGAUCGGAAGCAAUGAUUUCGUCUUUACUCAAGCUGCUGCACUGGAAAAUUUCGCAAAAGUUCCGACGCAGCUCCGUGCUACUAUUAAGCAUGUCACAUUGCGGGUUGUUGGACGGUACUACGCUGAUCGUGUUCGGAAGGUUGAUUUGACUGGAAUCAGCAAUUACCACAAGAAUGUCCGUGUGUUCUCAGUACCUAUUCAUGCGCGUCCUCGUGGUAUGGUCAACGACAACGGUAUCCAGGCAUACUGUUGGUACCAAGUUGCAGACUUCCUCAAGGCUUUGCAGCUUCCAUAUGCCACUGAGCCAACGUUCACCGCCACCAAUAAUCGUCCCAAGCUCUUGCCCGGACUCAGCACGAUGAGAAUUGACUUGGUCAAUUUUUGCGAUCACCUGCCCCUUGGCAUUACCUCGUUCGCUCCGAUUAUCCGCUGGCAUCUGGGCCCUUUCUUGGACGAGCUCGUACUUACUGGCUGUCCACACGACGAUAUUUCGCGCGAUGAAAAGGUAAUCCUUCGAAACGCCCUCAGAGACGAAGGACUCUUCUCCACCGCUUGCCCGGCAUUCAUAUCCGGCAAGAAUUUCCUCAAGAAGCUGUCCGUCUACGAGUACCGACAUCAAGUCGUUGGUGCGCGCAAAGCCAAGAACCUUUCGAAGAAGUCCAAUAAACACGCCGUCCCUCAAAUUCACCCUGAGGGGGGUAGUCCUCCCGUCUCAUCGUAUCCUAGAGGCACUACGAUCUGGAAGUGGGCCAAGACGGAGGACCAAAAGCCGAAGGAGUGGAUUGAAUUCGAGAGAGGCUCAGGACGCCCAAUCAGUGAAGUUGAGUUGGAUGACAGCGAUGAAGAUGACGAUUCCUAUAUUGCGCCUCUUCACGGCAUGCUCCCAAACCUCUUGGCUCAUGCAAUUCCGGCCAUCAUCCAGGGAGCGAUGCCUCCAGACAUGAGCAUGUUGGCGGAUAGCGACGAGUCGGACGACGAGAUGCCUGAGUUACUCGACCUUAACCAUGAUACAGAUGAAGAGAUGGUAGGCAGUGGUACCGUGGCGACUCCUGCUGCAUACAUGGACACCGAUGAUGAGAUGCCUUCUCUUCUCGAAACCGACUCUGCAUACGAGGACACCGAUGAUGAGAUGCCUUCUCUUCUCGAAAUCGGCAAUAGCACGGGAAUUGAUGAUGUGGAAUGA
This is a messenger RNA of Drepanopeziza brunnea f. sp. 'multigermtubi' MB_m1, 1797 nucleotides long. RefSeq lists its product as uncharacterized. Lineage: Eukaryota; Fungi; Ascomycota; Leotiomycetes; Helotiales; Drepanopezizaceae. The record is from RefSeq and is a predicted model, not a curated record.